UUGAAACGCUUCCGUGUGCAGAACGGGUGAUGAGACUCCAGUUCCCAUAUCUCCCGAGUUUGAAUGUGCGUGGGCAGGCUGCUGCAGAUGGCCGUGUGGUGUUGGAAUCGGUUUCACCGGCUGCUGAAGCCCCGCGGCUGUGCAGCUCGAUUUCUCAGUGGUGGAGUGACAGAGGAGAAGAAGCUGGUGAUCUGCGUUGAAGGGAACAUUGCAAGUGGAAAGACCACGUGCUUGGAAUAUUUUGCAAGAUACAGUAACAUUGAGGUUCUUCUGGAGCCGGUCUCAAAAUGGAGGAACAUCUGGAACCACAAUCUACUGGGCCUCAUGUACGAAGACCCUUCGCGCUGGGCGAUUACGUUACAGACCUACGUACAGCUCACAAUGUUACAGCAGCACACUCGGCCUCUGACGCUGCCGGUCCGAAUGAUGGAGAGAUCCAUCUACAGUGCCAAGUACAUCUUCGUAGAGAACCACUACCAGAGCUCCAUAAUGCCCGCUGUGGAUUACGCAGUGCUGACCGAGUGGUUUGAUUGGAUCGUGGGGAACACCAACGUUUCAGUCGAUCUCAUUGUGUAUCUGCAGACCACGCCCGAGACCUGCUACCAGAGACUGAAAGCCAGGUGUCGGAGCGAGGAGAAGAUCAUUCCUUUGGACUAUCUGAGAAGACUUCAUCAGCUUUAUGAAGACUGGCUGGUCAAACAGACUUCAUUCAAAGUCCCUGCGCCUGUGUUGGUGAUCCCUGCAGACCAGGACCUCGAGGAGAUGCUGGAGCAGUACAAAGCACACAGGGAGCACAUUCUUUAUCCCAAUUCCACCAUCUUUCAGAAACCGAACUUUACAAGAGGGCUGAAGCCAGCGACACAGUAGUGUGCAUUCUGUGACGGAAGGCAGACAGCCUGGGUGGAUAUUUGGAUUACAAACUGAAAAACUGAUUGCUGUCAAUAACGCAGAACCGUUGGUGGUACCGUGUUGAACUUGACACUAGAUCAUGCUGCGUUCUCUGAUUUGCUUUGUUAUUGUUCAUGUCAGGUGUGACCCACCCCACCCCCUUCCCCUUCUCUCACCCUGUCAGUGGGUCCUUCUUUUCAAGCGGCAACCCGCAAGUAAACAAGCCUCUCGGUUUUGGGGAGACAAGAGACAGCAGAUGCUGGAAUGCGUGUCAGGGAAGUCAGGAGACCAGUCAACGGUUCCCCUUCCCUCUGCAGGCACUGUGUGAUCUGAGUUCUCCCAGCAGAUUGCUUGUUGCAGGCACUUCUGAAGCUUGUAAUUAUGACAGGGCCAAUGAAAGGUCAGGAAUUUUUAUAGAGGAAACACCAAAACAAAUUUAGUUUCUGGUGAAACAGUGCUCUAGACCUGUGUCUCUUUCUGUUUACUACAAGGUGAUGAUCUCACUACUGUUCCAGUAUUGUGUCAGAGUCUGACCCAGGUUAAAUGUGACCAGAUUUCUUAGCCUAAUCCCUCCAGCCUGCUCUUGAUCCCUCCACGUUCGUGAGCCUGCCUAAAAACCCCAUAUCACCACCAUCUGGUCUGCUCCAAACACCCACCGCUCUCAGAGAGAAACUAAAAAUCUUCCACACUUCCUCUUUAAACUUCGCCGCUCACCUUAACUCCAUACGGCCCAGUAUUCUGACCUAAGUAAAAGGCUGUAGGAACAUGUAUAAACUUUAACUUCUCAACUUCACUGUUAGAGUUGAGGCUACACUACCAUCUCUCCCUUGUGACAGUCUGAGCCAAAGGAUGAAGCCAUCCAUUGGUCAGGGUCACUUGUGAUUGUUGCAUACUAGCUGUCUAACGUGAUACACAAGCCAGAGCUGUGUAAUUCAGACAGCCCAUGUAGCAGGCUCCCCCCUCCCGUGUAGCUGAUGAAUCCAAAGGAACGGCAGAGACUGAUACAGUUUAGUACCAGCACCAUCACGGGAGUUGCCAGUCAGCGUUGAACUCAAUGUAAGACUGUCUUAGGGACUCCAGCUCCUGAUUUUUUCCUUGGGGUUUACUCCCAAAGCCUUCCCUGUGAGUAGGUGCAACCGAAAGGCAGCGGAGGUUUAAGAUGAGAGUUCCAGAUGAGCUGCCAACCUUGGCUGUUGAACCCCAUCUGCCCGAAGCGACUGGUCUUAAGGUGCCAGCACUGCACCUUUGUCCUUUCUCCAGUAGAAACGGUUCUGCCAGAUUUUGUAGCUAAAGCCACAUGUGAAGGUGAAGAACUACAAUUUGAGACGAGCAUCAUUGGGAGCAUUUAAUGGGUAGUGGGAGUUACCUCCACCAUCUUCCCUGCUAUGAUGGCCAUGAAGGAUGAUGGAAUAGUAUACUGUUAAUUUAUUACAUUGUUGUAAUUUAAGUUCCAUUCCAUUUAAAGUGACAAAAGACUUAACAGUGAGCAUUCCUCACUCUUGGUUCUGACUGUCUUUCUGUUGUUUGUCAAAUUUGUCCCAUUUAUCUGUACUGUUUUUGUUGAUGGUCUAUCGUGUAAACAAAAUGGUGCUUGAAACAUCGGGAAUUUAUAGUUUCUUCUCUGUAAUUUAAAGUAUUGGCACAAUAUUGAAGCAGCCACUGAGCAUUCCCAAAGGCUUUGGGGAUGAAUUCAGGUGGUUUGGCGUCCCGGUUUGUGCCAUAAUUUCAAUGGAUUGUCAAAAUCUUCACAGGGUCAGUAAAAGAAUGUUUAUUAACUUUAA
Molecule: messenger RNA, 2669 nt
Organism: Hypanus sabinus (Atlantic stingray)
Lineage: Eukaryota; Metazoa; Chordata; Chondrichthyes; Myliobatiformes; Dasyatidae
Gene: tk2
Product: thymidine kinase 2
Exons: 10
Coding region: 64-867 (267 amino acids)
Biological process (GO): nucleobase-containing compound metabolic process
Cellular component (GO): cytoplasm; mitochondrion
Molecular function (GO): deoxynucleoside kinase activity; ATP binding
Source: RefSeq, a predicted model, not a curated record